GCUAUCGUUGAUAUUCACUCGUUGCUAUUAAAGAUAUCUAAAACUCCCUAUAAAUAUUAAUUGAUGUUUGAAUCGAGAAUAAAUCAUGGAGACUCAGAAAACGAAGAAAAGCAGCACUGAACGGGUGAGAGCAUUCCGCGAUAGACAACGAGCUUCGAAACCACCUAAAAAACCGCCAAAAUCAUCCCAGCAACGUUCGAGAAAAUACAGAGCACGUCACAGGGCUAGAAAGUUAUUCCUUACGUGGGACAAUAGACAGAUCGUUAUGUUCCUCACAAUAUUCGAAUCUUUCGAAUCGCUGUGGGACAUAAACAAUGCGGAAUAUGAUAUGAUGAGAAAUAAUGACGAGAUGCACGAGAAGUUCUUGAAAGAUUUGAUGCUUAUUGGUCUGAUGGGAGAAAAUGCGGAUUUAGACCAACUGAAAGCUUUGAUAGAAAUAAUAAAAGAAACGUACGCUGAAGAAAUGAAGAGUAUGCAGUCGAAUAACGUGCACGUCAAGAAGUAUGCAGAUAAUUACGAACCUAAGUUGCCCUGGUUCGAACAUGCUACAUUUUUGAGGAAUUCUAUUGAGGCAAAGCAACAAUCCCCCAUUAAUGCUUCUCAAAUCAUACAAGACCCACCAGAGAUGAAAAUUGAAAUUGACGAAGAGAGUGAGCAUCUUGAAGUACCAGAAUUCGUAGCAUGUACCGACUCCCUCGAAGCAGCAGUCAAAUCCGAACCUAUUAUAGAUGAAGACCAGUCUAUGCAUGAUCUAAAAUCCGUAGCCGGUUACAAUACAGCUAGGGAAGCUCAAGAAGAUGCUUGCAAUUUUUUCGGCAAAUACGUAGCUGCUGAACUUCGCAGCCUCCCAAUAAAAGCUAGGAUGGAAGUUCAGCAAGAAAUUCAGAGUUGUAUAACUGCCGCAGUCAUUCGUAAUUCGACAGGGUCGAAGGCUACAGAGACAGCUCAAGUACCGAAUACAUCUGCUGGUCCAUCUAGCACCUAGAUUAUUAUAUUGUUCAAUUGUACAUAGUUACUUAUCUACUUGAGAAUGUGGCUUAUAUUAAGCUAGCUUAUA
Messenger RNA from Coccinella septempunctata (seven-spotted ladybird), 1057 nucleotides. RefSeq lists its product as uncharacterized. Lineage: Eukaryota; Metazoa; Arthropoda; Insecta; Coleoptera; Coccinellidae. The coding region runs from base 86 to 985 and encodes 299 amino acids. The record is from RefSeq and is a predicted model, not a curated record. The transcript has 2 exons.